Messenger RNA from Cavia porcellus (domestic guinea pig), 5217 nucleotides. It is a transcript of the gene Arap1, whose product is annotated as ArfGAP with RhoGAP domain, ankyrin repeat and PH domain 1. Gene Ontology annotation, cellular component: plasma membrane; cytoplasm; trans-Golgi network. Lineage: Eukaryota; Metazoa; Chordata; Mammalia; Rodentia; Caviidae. The transcript has 35 exons. Gene Ontology annotation, biological process: positive regulation of GTPase activity; regulation of cell shape; signal transduction. The coding region runs from base 257 to 4630 and encodes 1457 amino acids. Gene Ontology annotation, molecular function: phosphatidylinositol-3,4,5-trisphosphate binding; GTPase activator activity; protein binding. The record is from RefSeq and is a predicted model, not a curated record.
CACGUGGGGCAGGCGGAAGCACCCCGCGGGGGGUGGGCGCGCCUGGCCCGAGGCGGCGAGUUGGCGGCGGCGUGAGUUAGCAGCGGCUCUGGGACCGGGGUCCCCGCGAGGAGUCUUCGAUGAAAACAGCUUUGGCCCCAGCCAUGAAGAGGAAUCCUUCAGAGUAGCUGCAGCCUCCAGGAGGGAGGAGCAGUGCCCUGAGCAGCCCAGCCGGUCUGACUGAACCCUGCCGGCUGGGCCUCUGGUGGUGGGCACCAUGGCAGAGGGCGGGGACGCUGCGCUGUCGGUGGCUGAGUGGCUGCAGGCGCUGCACCUGGAGCAGUACACUGGCCUCUUCGAGCAGCAUGGAAUGAUGUUGGCCACUGACUGCCAAGGCCUCAGCGAUGCCCGCUUGGUGCACAUGGGCAUGCUACUCCCUGGCCACCGCCGUCGCAUCCUGGCUGGCCUGCUGCGUGCCCACACUGCUCCGCCCAUCCCUGCACCCCGCCCCGCUCCACGGCCUGUACCCAAGAAACGCCAUGUCUUCCGCUCAGCACCUGCACCCGCCAUUUCACUGGAGUUGCAGCCCACAGCUGGAGAGGAUGAGGGACAGCCCACGGCCCCGCCCAUCCCACCCCGCAGGAGCUGCCUCCCGCCCACCUGCUUCACCACCCCUUCCACGGGUGUCCCGUCCAUGGCCACCCCAUCUGUGACCGACACAUCCACUGCUGCUCCAGAUCCUGCGUUGCCCCCACUGCCCGCCAAGCGACAUUUAAUGGAGCCGAGUGUUCCGCCUGUGCCUCCUCGCUCCGGACCCCCGCGCCUGCUGGUGAGCCUUCCCUCCAAGGAGGAGGAGAUAUUGCUGCCACCACCACUGUCAUCCCCUCCCCAGCUAGAGCCCAAGGAGCCAUCCACCCUCCCUGGGGGGACAUCCUGCACCCCGGAGAUCCCUCCGAAGCCUCUCCGUCUGCCCCCAGAGUUUGAUGACUCUGACUACGAUGAGGCCCCAGAGCGGGGGCCGAGGGCCCGUCUCAGCGUGAUGACCAAGAAGGACCCCCCACUGAGCCGAGUCCCUCGGGCUGUACGCGUGGCCAGUCUGCUGAGUGAGGGGGAGGAACUGUCCGGGGACGACGAGGAUGAGGAUGACCAUGCCUACGAGGAUGUCCCCAAUGGUGCAUGGCAUACCAGCUGCCUGAGCUCACCUCUGCCCGUCCCAGCCCCUGAACCUCUGCUGCACUCCAUGGAUGAUCUGCCUGGGGGCUCUACCCCCGCCACACUGGUUAUCAAGGCUGGCUGGCUGUACAAGAACCCGCCGCAGGGAUCUUAUAUCUAUCAGAAACGAUGGGUGAGACUGGAUGUUGAUUACCUGCGAUACUUUGACAGUAACAAGGACACCUACUCUAAGCGCUUUAUUUCUGUCGCCUGCAUUUCUCGUGUGGCUGCCAUUGGGGACCAGAAGUUCGAAGUGAUCACAAACAACCGGACCUUUGCCUUCCGGGCAGAGAGCGAUGCGGAGCGGAACGAGUGGGUGCAGUCCUUGCAGCGGGCAGUGGCCGAACAGCAUGCCCGGGCCCAGCAGUCUGGCGCUUACCUGGUGGGAGUUCGAAGCUUAGAGCAGCACGACCGCGCCGGCAACCUGGAGCUGCGUGGCUUCAAGAAUAAGCUAUAUGUGGCUGUAGUUGGGGAUAAAGUGCAGCUUUAUAAGAACCUGGAGGAAUACCACAUGGGCAUCGGCAUCACCUUCAUCGACAUGAGUGUGGGCAACGUGAAGGAAGCUGACCGGCGCAGCUUCGACCUCACCACGCCCUACCGCAUCUUCAGCUUCUCGGCUGACUCGGAGCUCGAGAAGGAGCAGUGGCUGGAGGCCAUGCAGGGAGCCAUUGCUGAGGCGCUGUCCACCUCGGAGGUGGCUGAACGCAUCUGGGCGGCAGUCCCCAACAAGUUCUGUGCUGACUGUGGGGCUGCCCAGCCUGACUGGGCCUCCAUCAACCUCUGCAUCGUCAUCUGCAAGCGCUGUGCAGGGGAGCAUCGUGGCCUGGGCGCUGGCAUCUCCAAGGUGCGGAGCCUGAAGAUGGACAGGAAAGUGUGGACAGAAACCCUCAUCGAGCUCUUCUUACAGCUGGGCAAUGGUGCUGGGAACCGCUUCUGGGCAGCCAACGUGCCCCCCAGUGAGGCCCUGCAGCCCAGCAGCAGCCCUGGAGCGCGGCGGCACCACCUGGAGGCCAAGUAUAGGGAGGGCAAGUACCGGCGCUACCACCCGCUCUUUGGCAACCAGGAGGAGCUGAACAAGGCGCUGUGUGCUGCAGUCACAACCACAGACCUGGCUGAGACCCAGGCUCUCCUGGGCUGUGGGGCUGGGGUCAACUGCUUCUCAGGGGACCCUGAAGCCCCCACACCCCUGGCUCUUGCUGAGCAGGCUGGGCAGACACUGCAGAUGGAAUUCCUUCGAAACAACCAAACCACAGAUGUCCCUCGGGUGGACUCAAUGAAGCCCCUAGAAAAGCACUACUCAGUUGUCCUGCCAACUGUCAGCCAUAGUGGCUUCCUCUACAAGACUGCUUCCGCCGGCAAGCUGCUGCAGGACCGCCGGGCCAGGGAAGAGUUCAGCCGGCGCUGGUGUGUCCUCAGUGAUGGGGUCCUGAGCUACUAUGAGCAUGAGCGGGCAGUGACACCCAACGGCGAGAUUCGAACCAGUGAGAUUGUGUGCCUGGCAGUGCUUCCUCCAGACUCUCAUGGCUUUGAGCACACCUUUGAGUUGUACACAGAGGGAGAACGGCUGUACCUGUUUGGGCUGGAGAGUGCGGAGCUGGCUCGUGAGUGGGUCAAGUGCAUUGCCAAGGCAUUCAUGCCUCCCUUGGCUGAGGAUCUGCUGGCCCGGGACUUUGAGCGACUUGGGCGCCUACCCUACAAAGCUGGCCUGAGCCUCCAGCGGGCCCAGGAGGGCUGGUUUGCUCUGACCGGCUCUGAGCUCCAUGCUGUCUUCCCAGAGGGGCCCUGCGAGGAGCCGCUGCAGCUCCGGAGACUGCAGGAGCUUUCCGUCCAGGGGGACAGCGACAACCAGGUGCUGGUGCUGGUGGAGCGAAGGAGAACACUGUAUAUCCAGGGGGAACGGCGGCUAGACUUCAUGGGUUGGCUGGGGGCCAUCCAGAAAGCAGCAGCCAGCUUGGGGGACACCCUGUCUGAGCAGCAGCUUGGGGACUCGGACAUCCCAGUGAUUGUGUACCGCUGUGUGGACUACAUCACGCAGUGCGGGCUGACCUCCGAGGGCAUCUACCGAAAGUGUGGGCAGACAUCAAAGACCCAAAGGCUGCUGGAGAGUCUACGGCAGGAUGCUCGCUCUGUGCACCUCAAAGAGGGUGAACAGCAUGUCGACGAUGUCUCCUCUGCACUCAAACGCUUUCUACGGGACCUGCCAGAUGGCCUCUUCACGCGUGCCCAGCGCCUAGCCUGGCUGGAGGCCUCAGAGAUUGAGGAUGAGGAGGAGAAGGUCUCCAGGUACCGAGAGCUCCUGGUGCAUCUGCCUCCUGUCAACCGUGCCACGGUGAAGGCCCUUAUCAGCCACUUGUACUGUGUCCAGUGCUUCUCAGACACAAACCAGAUGAACACACACAACCUGGCUAUUGUGUUUGGGCCCACACUCUUCCAGACAGAUGGGCAGGACUACAAGGCUGGCCGGGUGGUGGAAGACCUCAUUAACCACUAUGUGGUGGUGUUCAGUGUGGAUGAGGAGGAGCUGAGAAAGCAGAGGGAGGAGGUCACUGCCAUUGUGAAGAUGCGAGUGGCUGGCACUGCCAGUGGGACCCAGCAUGCUGGUGACUUCAUCUGCACAGUCUACCUGGAAGAGAAGAAGGCAGAAAGUGAACAGCAUAUCAAGAUCCCAGCAUCCAUGACAGCUGAGGAACUUACUCUGGAGAUCCUGGACCGCCGCAACGUGGGCAUUAGGGAGAAGGACUACUGGACUUGCUUUGAGGUCAAUGAGAAGGAGGAAGCUGAGCGCCCGCUGCACUUUGCAGAAAAGGUGUUGCCUAUCCUGCAUGGGCUGGGGAUAGACAGCCACCUGGUGGUGAAGAAGCACCAGUCCAUGGAAGCCAUGCUAGUAUACCUGGCCAGCCGUGUGGGUGACACCAAGCAUGGAAUGAUGAAGUUUCGUGAGGACCGAAGCCUGUUAGGUCUGGGGCUGCCCUCAGGUGGCUUCCAUGAUCGCUACUUCAUCCUCAAUAGCAGCUGCCUGCGGCUCUACAAGGAGGUCCGGAGCCAGAGGCCGUGGAGCGGGGCCCCUGAGACUAGUCACCGGCCUGAGAGGGAAUGGCCUGUCAAGAGUCUCAAAGUCUACCUGGGCAUAAAGAAGAAACUCCGGCCACCCACCUGCUGGGGCUUCACGGUGGUACAUGAGACAGAGAAACAUGAGAAGCAGCAGUGGUACCUUUGCUGUGACACACAGAUGGAGCUUCGGGAGUGGUUUGCCACUUUCCUCUUUGUGCAGCACGACGGCCUGGUGUGGCCCUCAGAGCCCUCGCGUGUGUCCCGGGUAGUGCCUGAGGUACGGCUGGGCAGUGUGUCGCUGAUCCCCCUGCGUGGCAGUGAAAAUGAAAUGCGCCGAAGCGUGGCGGCCUUUACUUCAGACCAGCUUUCUGUCCUCCGCAAUGUCUGAGUGCUGGAUUCAGCCUGGCUGUGCGAUUCUGCUGCCGUGACCGUGACCGUGACCGUGACCUGACUGUGACUGGGAAGCAUUCCUGUUCAGACACCCUCAUGCUCUGCAUGCCUGGCAUGAGCCAGCAGGGGCCACAUGAGGAAGCCGCACCCCAUAUCCCACAUCCUGACUGUAGCUUUGGGCUCUCUGGCUGGGAUGGGAGCAGCAGGGCAGCCCCUCCUGGUAGUCCAGGUGCAUGGCCCACCUGGGCCAGCCCGCUCACCCCAGGGUCACUCGCCCUGAGUUUGUGGGCUUGGGGAGAUGGGCACAAGCUCUGGGGGACAUCAUUUUUCCAGAGGCUGGAGGCCUUGGGGCCCCGCUGGAAGGGAGCCUCCCCACACCCCGCCACAAAUGCCAGAGCAGCAAAAGGCAGGGGCUGGAAAGGAGCACUCAGCAGAGUGGGGAGGGAGCUCUUUGGGACUGAGAGCUGGACUAUGGGGACUUCAGGCCCCUUCCAGCCUGGGCUGGCCAGGAGGGCCCAGGCUGCCUGAUACCCCUACCCCACUUUGGGGGUCCUUUUGAUAAUAUAAAUAUAUCUGUGUAUUUUA